Messenger RNA from Closterium sp. Naga37s-1, 663 nucleotides. Lineage: Eukaryota; Viridiplantae; Streptophyta; Zygnematophyceae; Desmidiales; Closteriaceae. The record is from the annotation of a GenBank genome assembly.
AUGGCUAAGGUCGACGCUAUCGUGGCUGAACUGAAGGACUUGCGUGCCGGUCUCGACGAGUUCUUGGUGAUGCUCCCAUAUUUCAACGGCUUUGAGAACGCGGCAACAUCGGACGGCGUCGACGCCGAUGACGAGGAUUGGAAUGUGGUGGCCGAUGACGCCGAUGACGAGGAUCGAAAUGUGGUGGCCGAUGACGCCGAUGACGAGGGUCAGAAUGUGGUGGCCGUGGUGGCCGAUGACGAGGAUCGGAAUGUGGUGGCCGAUGACGAGGAUCGGAAUGUGCUGGCCGAUGACGAGGAUCGGAAUGUGGUGGCCAAUGACGCCCAUCGGGACUGGGGAGUGCAGCAGCGAGCAGAAGGAGGGGGAGUGCAGCAUCGGGACUGGGGAGUGCAUCAACGAGCAGAAGGAGGGGGAGUGCAGCAGCGAGCAGGAGAGGGAGUGCAGCAGCGGGCAGAAGAGGGGGGGGUGCAGCAGCGAGCAGAAGGAGGGGGAGUGAAGCGGCGAGCAGAAGGAAGGGGGGUGCAGCGGCGAGCAGAAGGAGGGGGAGUGCAGCGGCGAGCAGGAGGAGGGGGGGUGCAGCAGCGAGCCGGCUCUGGAGAGUUGCAGGAAGCCGGCUCUGGAGAGGUGCGGAAUGCCGAAGGUGCGGUUUGGAGUUGCCGGUGA